Leptinotarsa decemlineata (Colorado potato beetle) is the source of this 797-nucleotide messenger RNA. RefSeq lists its product as uncharacterized. The record is from RefSeq and is a predicted model, not a curated record. NCBI's taxonomy places the organism in Eukaryota, Metazoa, Arthropoda, Insecta, Coleoptera, Chrysomelidae.
AGAUGGUUACUUUCAUAAAUUUGUGAGAUGGAAGUUUUUUCUUAGAAUAAAUAUUGACGUUUUAUAGAAAAGUGGAAGCAAGUAUAGAAUUCAUUCCUACAGAAUGUAUUAUUUAGUACAGUUUGUUGGAGAUUGUGUGUACCAUGUUUGUGAAAAAAAGGACAUCAAAUUUCAAGGGAAAAUCAAAUGUGCCAAAUGGGGAAACCAUUAUUAUGAAGUGAAUGUACUAUUCAUGUUUGACGCUCUAACAGUAGUACAAGAAUUACAUUUAAAUCUAACACAAUCGCUUCCCCGAGUUGUACUUGACAAACUUUGCUCUGGUUUGCCACCUUCGACACCAGUUGAACAAAAAUUAGAUAAUGGAAUGAAGGAACCAAGAUAUAGCUCUGAAAUAUCAGAAAGUGAUAACGAUCCCUUUGAAACCGAUGAUGAUGACUCUUACUACCCAAGCUCUGGUGAGUUGAAUAAUAAUUGUGACACACCCACUAGAAACAUUGAAAGUGUUGUUAUCAAUAGAUAUAUCAAACAGAGGAAAAUUGUCUUUGAUACUGAAUUCGGAUAUUCUGCAGAAGACACUGUGCAAAUCAACAAUUUUGAUCAGUCUAUUCAUUGUAGUAAUAGUACCCCUGAAACAGAAGCAUCUACAGGUGUUCUCAAACAAAAAAAUGAUUCAAGUAGAAAAAGUAAAGUUCAUUCAUGUUUGUACUGCGGCCAAAAUCAAACCAAGCUAACAAGACAUCUUGAACGAAAACAUUCUGAAGAGGAAUUAGUCAAAAUGGCUCUGAAAUUAAAAGAAG